Messenger RNA from Pseudocercospora fijiensis CIRAD86, 1332 nucleotides. RefSeq lists its product as uncharacterized. The coding region runs from base 1 to 1332 and encodes 443 amino acids. Lineage: Eukaryota; Fungi; Ascomycota; Dothideomycetes; Mycosphaerellales; Mycosphaerellaceae. Gene Ontology annotation, molecular function: flavin adenine dinucleotide binding; oxidoreductase activity, acting on the CH-CH group of donors. The transcript has 4 exons. The record is from RefSeq and is a predicted model, not a curated record.
AUGACAGCCAAACCCACAGUCAAUGUCCCCUUCUCCGAACCGCCCUAUCUCAACGGCCUCCCUUCAUUCUGGCUCACGCCCGAGCUCAAAGAAUGGCAGCAGAAAUGCCGCGCCUUCAUCACAGAACACCUCACGCAAAAUGCCUUCGAAUGGGAAAAGGAGGAGACCAUCCCUCCACACGUCUUCCAAACUUUCGCUAAGCAUCGAAUGCUGAUUCCCUCUUUACCCGCCCCGUUACCGGUGAAGGAACUCCACGCCGCAGGAAUCUACGAAAUCCUGGGGGUCAAAGUCGAAGAUUUCACGUACUGGCACAACUACAUCUAUGGCGAUGAGAUGUUGCGGUCCGGACUGACUGGGCCAUCGGGAAGUCUCACGACAGGUAUGGCGUUUGGGGUUCCGCCGCUCAUCAAGUUUGCCAAUGAGGAUGUGAAGAGGAGGUUCUUGCCAGAGCUUUUGAGGGGAGAGAAGAGGACGUGUAUUGCGAUUACCGAGCCAGAUGCUGGUAGUGAUGUUGCGAACAUCAGGACUACUGCUGUGAAGAGCAAGGAUGGGAAGAAGUAUAUUGUUAACGGCAGUAAGAAAUGGAUCACCAAUGCAUACUGGGCAGAAAUGGCGACCAUGGCCGUGAGGACAGGUGGACCAGGUCCUGGCGGACUCAGUCUCUUGGUUGUGCCCUUGAAGAGACACAAGGGUGUAGACAUGAGGCGGCUCAAGGUUCAAGGACAAAUCUCGGCAGGCACGACUUUUAUCGAACUCGAUGAUGUUGAAGUACCCGUGGAGAAUCUCAUUGGCAAGGAAGGCGACGGAAUGAGAAUGAUAAUGACCAACUUCAACCACGAAAGGCUUUCAAUUGCGAUUGGAACUACAAGGCAGGCAAGGGUCGCGCUUUCGGCAGCAUUUGCUUAUGUCUUGAAGCGAGAAGCAUUCGGCAAGACACUAUUUGAGCAGCCAGUCGUGAGGCAUAGGCUUGCGAAAGCAGGACUGCUCUUGGAGACCUCAACAGCUUGGAUCGAGCAGUUCAUUUUCCAGAUGACCAAGAUGAAGAAGGAGGACGCCGAUAGGGAGUUGGGUGGUUUGACUGCAGGCGCGAAGGCAAAUGCUGGUAUAGUACUAAAGGAAUGUGCUGAUUGCGCCGUUCUGCUGUUUGGUGGCAAUGGAUAUACCAGGUCUGGACAGGGAGAGAUCGCAGAAAGAAUGUGGCGCGAAGUCAAUGGGAACAGGAUCCCUGGCGGCUCGGAGGACGUGAUGCUUGAUCUCAUGGUUCGACAGCUUGGCAAGAAUUAUGAGCGGAAGCUGAAGGAGCUGAUGAUGACUCCUGGAUCGAAGCUAUAG